Molecule: messenger RNA, 2086 nt
Organism: Nerophis ophidion (straightnose pipefish)
Lineage: Eukaryota; Metazoa; Chordata; Actinopteri; Syngnathiformes; Syngnathidae
Gene: c1galt1a
Product: core 1 synthase, glycoprotein-N-acetylgalactosamine 3-beta-galactosyltransferase 1a
Exons: 5
Coding region: 332-1252 (306 amino acids)
Cellular component (GO): membrane
Molecular function (GO): N-acetylgalactosaminide beta-1,3-galactosyltransferase activity
Source: RefSeq, a predicted model, not a curated record
CUUGUCCUGACAGGGCCAUGUCCAGUCAGCUGCUCAGGAUUUGAAUGUAGCAGGUAUAUAACGUAUUGUAUGCAUCCCAACAAAAUUCCCUCACGUUUUAUUUAAUCGCCCUACUGUGAUUAUUGUCACCUUUAUAUGUAAUUUUUUCAGCAAAUAGUUCGUUUUGGGAGCAUUUCUCAUUUUAUCUUGAUGUCCUAUCUUCUUCCGGUAGUGACUUUGCCAUCCUCACUUGCUGUUAAGACAUGCUGUGAGGAGGUGCUCGGGGAGGUGUGUCCCUCAGGAAGAUAUCCUGCUUGAAGCCCUGCCACCUGCCAGAGUGGACACAGGUGAGAUGUCACCUGUCUCCUUCAUGGCUGGACUGUUGCUGGGCUUUUUGUCCCUACGAUACUUUCUCCACAUGACCCACACUGAAGACAUUCCCGCCUGGCAAAGACACCAUCCUGGAAACAACAAAGGCGCCAACCUGACUUCCAGUUCUUCCCCUCCAGCCCGGAUCCUGUGCUGGAUCAUGACGGGGCCCAAAUACAUGGAGUCCAGGACCAAGCACGUGAAGGCCACGUGGGCGGGCCGCUGCGACGCCGUCCUGUACAUGAGUUCCCAGGACUCGGACUUCCCCACCGUCAAGCUGAACGUGAGCGAGGGCAGGGAGAACUUGUACUGGAAGACCAUCCGAGCCUUUCAGUACAUCCACCUGCACCACCUGGACCAGGCCGACUGGUUCCUCAAGGCCGACGACGACACCUUCGUGCUGGUGGACAACCUUCGCCACAUGUUGUCCCGCCUCCCCAGCCGGGAGCCGCUCUACCUGGGAAGGAGGUUCCGCCCCUUCGUCAGGCAAGGCUACAUGAGCGGCGGGGCGGCGUACGUCCUCAGCAAGGAGGCCCUGCGGAGGUUCAUCCGAGGCCUGAGCACGGGGACGUGCACGCACUCGUCCGCCAUCGAGGACCUGGCCCUGGGACAAUGCAUGCAGACCCUGGAGGUGCGAGCCCUGGACACCAGGGAUGCGCUCGGGAGACAAACCUUCCAUGCCUUCCCUCCGGAGAAAUACCUCAUCCCACACUUCCAACGACACCCGCCUGGCCAUCUGCUCUAUGAGUACUACCCCACCCUUCAAGGUCCUGGGUGUUGCUCAGACUUCCCUGUGUCCUUUCACUACAUUUAUGACGUCCAAAUGUACACUUUGGAGUACCUGGCGUACCAGCUGAGGCCAUACGGUUAUAGAUACAGGUGCAAUACUACAAAAUGCUACUAACGAUCCAGGACUUUUCAAUCAGCUGUCAAAAGCAACAACUUGAGUAGUGGAAGAACUUGUAUUUUGUUCUCUGUUUUGUCAUAUUUGGUUGUACUUAAUUAUACUCAAAUGUUCUUGAUUGUUAUUACCAAUCCAUAGUGGUGAAGGAGGAGCUGAGCCGGAAGGCAAAACUCUCAAUUUACCGGUCGAUCUACGUUCCCGUAUUCACCUUCGGUCAUGAGCUUUGGGUUAUGACUGAAAGGACAAGAUCUCGGGUACAAGCGGCCCAAAGGAGUUUCCUUUCUUCCUUAGAGAUAGGGUGAGAAGCUCUGUCAUCCGGGAGGAACUCAGAGUAAAGCCGCUACUCCUCCACAUGGAGAGGAGCCAGAUGAGGUGGUUCGGGCAUCUGGUCAGGAUGCUACUCGAACGCCUCCAUAGGGAGGUGUUUAGGGCACAUUCGACCGGUAGGAGGCCACGGGGAAGACCCAGGACACGUUGGGAAGACCUGGAAACGCAUCGGGAUUCCCCGGGAGGAGCUGGACAAAGGGAAGUCUGGGCUUCUCUGCUUAAGCUGCUGCCCCCGCGACCCCACCUCGGAUAAGCGGAAGAAAAUGGAUGGAUGGUUCUUGAUUAUACUUUGAUACUUUCAAUCAAAACUUCAUUGUGGCUUUCGUAAUGACUAACACGACCGCGAAGAACGUAAACCUCUCCCACAAUACUAUGUGAUUCCUGCUAUAUUCCAGAAUCUGUUUUCAAUAUCACACAAUCAUCUCAUCAUGUGAACCUCCACCAUCUCGGUGGCUCUUAUUUGAUUCUUGGUCAAAAUAAAUUAAAUAAAAAUCAUCUACAAAAGUG